Messenger RNA from Ylistrum balloti, 1965 nucleotides. Its product is annotated as endoplasmic reticulum chaperone BiP-like. Gene Ontology annotation, molecular function: ATP binding; misfolded protein binding; ATP-dependent protein folding chaperone. The transcript is spliced from 6 exons. Bases 1 to 1965 code for a protein of 654 amino acids. Lineage: Eukaryota; Metazoa; Mollusca; Bivalvia; Pectinida; Pectinidae. The record is from RefSeq and is a predicted model, not a curated record. Gene Ontology annotation, biological process: cellular response to unfolded protein; protein refolding; endoplasmic reticulum unfolded protein response. Gene Ontology annotation, cellular component: cytoplasm; membrane; endoplasmic reticulum chaperone complex.
AUGAAAAACGGAUUUUCAUGUAUCGCCCUGGCGAUGUUGUUAGCUGUGUCAGCAGCUGAAUCAAAUGGCGGGAGAAUGGAUGACGUGGGUACUGUGAUUGGAAUUGACCUGGGAACCACAUACUCUUGUGUUGGAGUGUUUAAGAACGGAGGAGUGGAAAUCAUUGCUAACGACCAGGGAAACCGUAUCACACCCUCCUAUGUAGCCUUCACAAGUGAAGGCGAGCGUCUUAUUGGAGAUGCUGCCAAGAAUCAGCUGACCAGCAAUCCUGAAAAUACCAUCUUUGAUGUCAAGCGUAUGAUUGGUCGUACCUGGGAUGACAAAUCUGUGCAAAGCGACAUAAAGUUAUAUCCAUUUCAUGUCUUAAAUAAGGGUAACAAACCCCAUUUCCAAACUUCCGUGGCUGAUGUGGAAAAGACGUUUGCCCCAGAAGAAGUAUCAGCAAUGGUUUUGUCUAAAAUGAAGGAGAUAGCGGAGAGUUACCUUGGAGAGACUGUACACAACGCCGUGGUCACAGUGCCGGCCUAUUUCAAUGAUGCUCAGAGACAAGCCACGAAGGACGCUGGUGUCAUAGCAGGGCUCAAUGUCAUGAGGAUCAUCAACGAACCAACUGCUGCAGCUAUCGCCUACGGUCUGGAUAAGCAGGACUCGGAGAAAAACAUCUUGGUUUUCGACCUUGGAGGUGGCACGUUUGAUGUAUCUGUCCUGACCAUAGACCAAGGUGUGUUCGAGGUCUUGUCUACGAAUGGCGACACUCACCUGGGCGGAGAGGACUUUGAUCUCCGCGUGAUGGAACAUUUCUUCAAGGUAAUCAAGAAGAAGACAGGUAAAGACAUUAGGAAGGACCCAAGAGCCGUGCAGAAACUACGUCGUGAAGUGGAGAAGGCCAAGCGAGUUUUGUCUUCCCAACAUCAGACUAGAAUUGAGAUCGAAUCACUUUUUGAUGGAGAAGACUUUUCCGAGACUCUCACCAGGGCCAAGUUUGAGGAACUGAACAUGGAUUUGUUUCGAAACACGCUAAAGCCAGUAAAAAUGGCUCUAAAGGACGCUAAUUUGGAAAAGAACGAAAUUGACGAGAUCGUACUCGUGGGUGGAUCUACCCGGAUUCCAAAAGUCCAGCAACUGAUCAAAGACUUCUUCGACGGAAAGGAGCCGAGUCGUGGCGUGAAUCCUGAUGAGGCAGUGGCAAACGGGGCGGCCAUCCAGGGCUGUAUUCUAAGCGGAGAUGGUUGCGGCAACGACUUGGUAGUACUAGAUGUCAACCCACUUACUCUGGGUAUUGAGACAGUCGGCGAUGUGAUGACCCCACUCAUACCACGAAACAAACCAGUCCCUAGUAAGAAAUCACAGAUAUUUUCUACCGCUACUGAUAAUCAGCCAGCUGUAACAAUUUCAAUAUUUGAAGGUGAGCGACCCAUGACGAAAGACAAUCAUUUAUUGGGAAAGUUUGAUCUCACUGGAAUUCCACCAGCCCCGAGAGGCGUACCCCAAAUAGAGGUCACGUUUGAAAUAGACGUUAACGGAAUAUUGAAGGUCACGGCAGAGGAUAAGGGAACUGGAACCAAGAACGAAAUUGUUAUUCAGAAUAACAAUGAUAGACUUUCCCCAGAGGACAUAGAACGAAUGGUAACAGAGGCAGAGAGGUUUUCUGAAGAGGACAAAAAAGUGAAGGAGAGAGUAGAAGCCAAGCAUGAACUUGAAAGCUACGCUUAUUCUUUAAAAAAUCAAAUUAGUGAUGGUGAUAAGCUCGGUGGUAAACUUAGUGAUGAAGACAAGUCAAAACUUGGAGAAGCCAUAGAGGAAUCAAUUAGAUGGCUCGAAAGUAAUUCUGAUGCUGACACCGAGGAAUUUAAAUCACAGAAAAAGGAUCUUGAGAAUAUAGUUCAUCCGGUAAUGAGUAAACUUUAUCAAAGUGAAGGAACCCCACCUUCACAGGAAGAAGACACGGAGCGCGGAGAGCUCUAG